Cydia fagiglandana is the source of this 7563-nucleotide messenger RNA. RefSeq names its product ADP-ribosylation factor-like protein 3. The transcript has 5 exons. Gene Ontology annotation, biological process: cilium assembly. Gene Ontology annotation, cellular component: cytoplasm; microtubule cytoskeleton. Gene Ontology annotation, molecular function: GTPase activity; GTP binding. The coding region runs from base 144 to 692 and encodes 182 amino acids. NCBI's taxonomy places the organism in Eukaryota, Metazoa, Arthropoda, Insecta, Lepidoptera, Tortricidae. The record is from RefSeq and is a predicted model, not a curated record.
CAUCGAUACGCCAACAAUAUUUCUGUUACACGCGAAGUAGUAAUUCGAUUAAUAUGCCCGAGUCCUUAAACAUUUAUUAACUAGGUAUCAACUGUGUGUGGUAUCGCAAUCGUAGUUAUUCAAAUCAACACUUGUCUUUCUCUAUGAUGGGUCUAUUGAAUAUACUGAAGAAGUUGCGUUCUAACCCUGAGAAAGAGCUAAGAUUGCUGCUCUUAGGGCUAGAUAAUGCUGGUAAAACGACGCUUCUGAAGCAGCUAGCAUCUGAAGAUGUGACGCACGUCACUCCAACAGCGGGGUUCAACAUUAAAUCGGUGUUGUCCAGUGGCUUCAAGCUCAAUGUGUGGGAUAUCGGCGGGCAGAGGAAGAUUAGACCUUACUGGCGGAAUUAUUUUGAAAAUACUGAUAUUUUAAUUUACGUAGUAGACUGCUCGGAUCACCAAAGGUUGGAAGAGACAAGUCAGGAGCUGUCAGAAUUGCUGCAAGAUGACAAGCUUCGAAAUGUACCACUCCUAGUCUACGCCAACAAGCAGGAUUUGUCUACUGCGUUGCCUGCAAGUGAGGUGGCAACCCAUCUCGGUCUACACCUGAUCAGGGACCGCACUUGGCAGAUACAGGGCUGUGUGGCUACCGACGGCACCGGAGUUAAAGAAGGAAUGGAGUGGGUGUGCAAGAAUAUCCCAGUUAAAAAGUAAUCAAAUGACUAUUAUCAAUAUGUGGCUUUCCAUCACUGAGGGGUCCUUAUGCUUCACCUGCAAUAAGGACGUUUUUAUCAGAAUUUCUACUGGAAUUCCAGAUUGAAACAUCCUUAUUGCACUAAGGAACCUUCUGUGAUCGAAAGCCACAUAUUUGCCUUAUCAAUAUCAUAGUUGUAAUAUGCUUUGUAAUUUUCACUAUAUAGAAAGUUGCCACAUUUUUGAUCUCAUAUUUCAAAGGCUUAAUAUAGGUAAGAUAAUAUUUUUUUUGUAUUAAGUUUAGUUAAAUGUGGAAACUAAGAUUUGAAAUGAUCGAGAGAAAUGAAAAAAUUAAUCAAUCAAUUGAUUGAUUGAUUGAUUGAAAAAAUUAGACUAAUAUUGAGUACUAGUAUUUCUACUAAAAAUAUUAGUUAUUUGUUGCUUGAUUUUCACUCUAUCAUUGUCUGGAGUCUCGAGCAAGUGAAAGAUUGUAGUUUAUACAAUCUUGAGCGUGGUGAGUGUUUCAUGGCACUAGAGGUGGACACAUUUUGCUGCCGAGAAAACGAAAAAAAAAACACUACAAGGAAAACACAAGCUGUAAAAUAUGACGAAUACUUAUCUAAAAUAUCUAAAUUAACGAGAAGCACUGGAUUGCUAACAUUGACGUAUUAUAUCUCAGGACUGGGGUUGCCAUAUGGAAGAAUUAAAUGUCCUGAUAAAAAUCCUAACAUCACCCUAAAAAUCCGGACAUUUUUUGUAACAGAGAUUUGGCCUAGCUUGAACGACGCCCCGGCGGCGCGCUGCUCUCUGCGGUGUACUGUAUCGUGGAUCUACCUUUCCCUUUCCCUCCGCCCGACCCCGUAUCGCAUUCGUUACGCAGUAUAUCACGUGAACAUUUUUUUUAUAAGGACAUUUCUAAAAAUCCGGACACUUGCCAAGUCCGGCCGCAAUCCGGACAAAGGGUCAAAAAUCCUGACAUGUCCGGAGAAAUCCGGACGUAUGGCAACCCUACUCAGGACUGGCCUUACGGGCACUAAAAAUAGUACUAGUUCAGCGGUGUCACUCACGAAUUCGAACCAAUCGUGCAGCCUAACGCAACUAGUAGUGACCAAUCGUGCGCGUGAUGCGAAAUCAUCAACCAAUUGCGCGCAGUGAACGCAUAUAUUUAGUAUGGAAACCGCCUUUAGGAACAUUACCGUUCAAAUUCUCGGGCCAAAUUAGCACACAUACACAAUUACGCCUACAUUCAAAUAGGACGACGCGUUUACAGAGCCUGUAAUCAAAGCUGGUAAACAAAAUAAGAGUCAUCUUUAUUACUCUAAUGGUACAUAGCUAAGUGUAGAUGAAAUGCAUAUAAUGUCAAUAACUACCAAUCAGCGACAUUAAUCCGCUAAUAACCUUCUUGCUGUACGUACUGGCCGCUUAGAGUUCGCGGUUCAUAUUUGAUUAGAAUAUGACUUGGACAGGGAUAGGUUUAUGCCAUACAGUGAAGAACCAGUCAAAUAAUUCACGUAUAAUAAUUUAAUGCAGAUUAAAAGAUAACUAGUUAAAAUGUUGUUAUGACAUGACAGACUAACUCAACAUAAGUAAAUAUAUAUCAUUGUUGUAUAAAUGUAUUCCGCUAUAAUAAGUAUUUUGUAUAUUUUAUUAUCUAUCUGUAUGGCAGUGCGAAGUCACGUUCAGGUAUAGUCUGUCCGUUUUUCUAAGAUCAAGUACGCCACAGUAAAUGUAUGGCGAACUUGAUCUUAGAAAUCGGACUGGCUAUACAGUCUGCAAAAUUUACAUGGGUACAAGAAUCGGCUCAAAAAUAUUUGAACAGGCGGAGUCCCAAUAAAUCCCCACUUUCAGCUCAGAAUAUUUUAUAUGUAUAUAGCCGGUCAAGCAAGUUUGUCAGUAGAAAAAGGUGCAAAAUGAAAAUUUUGUAUGGAACCACAGCCGUCCGCGCGGUGUACUUUCGUUUGGGCCAAAUACUUUUCGCCAAAUUUCACUUCCCAACAAACUUAUCGCAAUAGUUUAAUUUCCCAAAGGAACCUUUAGCAAAGUGACACUUUGCAUAUAAUUUAUUUGGUCAAAUAAUCAUUUGGCAUGAUUUUACUUUGUCAAAUUGUAUUAGGACAAAAACUUAUUUAGCAAACGUUUUUUAUUGUCUAAUAUUAUAUUCCAAAAAGAUGUUUGGUCAAAAUUGUCACUUCGCAAAUUUGACAAACAGGCAUCUCUAUUUAAAGUACUUUUUGUAAUGCUAAUAUAGGUACGUUAAAUUCUACGUAAUUUGGGUGGGUUCGGUUAGGUUUGAACUGCGAUCCUCACAAAACGGAACCGCUAUCAGAAAAGUGGGUUAGGUUAAGUUAGAAUAGAACUGUGACCCUCACAGAAUCGAAAUGCUAUUAGAAAAGUGGGUUAGGUUAGGUUAGAAUUUAACCCAUCUGAUACCACCAUGAAACCAAUUCCAGUCGGUAGGUAUGAACCCUCAUGUCAGGAAUAUAUAAGUCUGCCAAGGCUUUUCCUGCCGAAACACCUUGGCAGACGAGAUUAUGUAAGCAAGGUCGGCAUCGGUUACCCUACACUAACCCAUCUGAUACCACCAUGAAACCAAUUCCAGUCGAUAGGUACGAACCCCCAUUUUAGGAAUAUCUAAGUCUGCCAAGGUUUUUCCUGCCGAAACACCUUGGCAGACGAGAUUAUAAACAAGAUGACCAUCGGUUACCGUACACUAACCCAUCUGAUACCGCCAUGAAACCAAUUCCAGUCGGUAGGUAUGAACCCUCAUUUCAGGAAUAUAUAAGUCUGCCAAGGCUUUUCCUGCCGUAACACCAUGGCAGACGAGAUUAUGUAAGCAAGGUCGGCAUCGGUUACCCUACACUAACCCAUCUGAUACCACCAUGAAACCAAUUCCAGUUGGUAGGUAUGAACCCCCAUUUUAGAAAUAUGAAUGAACUGCGGUCCUUACAGAAACGAAAUACUAUGUACUAGAAAAAGGUCAUCAAAGUGGAUUAAUUAAUUUAUUAGAAUAACGAGAAGUAAAGAAUUUGCAUGACAUAUUAAACUAAAAUGUGGUUUACAUAUUGGUGGUUAUUUAAUAUUUUUGGGUUACAAUGAUUACUUUGGUGUUAUUUGCUUUAAUAGAAUAGCAAGAUGUAACAAAUUUGGUUAUCAUUUUACAUUAAAAUGGAGUUUUAAUUUUAGUGAUCAUUUACUACAUAUUUUUGGCAGUAAGAAUGUUUUUUUUUGACGUUACAUUUUACUAUGUAUAUGUAAUGAUCAAUUAAAUACCAGACAAAUAAAAUUCUGCAGCCUCCUCUCUAUUGGUAUGUAAAUUAUAUGCCAUGCAAUAUUUUGGGACAUGUAAGUUAUGCUUAAUGAUACAUUUGACUAAAUAAUAUUUGGGAAAAUGAAACUUGUCUAAGUAAUUAUUUGCUAAACAAUAACUUGCCAAAAAAGACUAUUACUAACUGAAAAUUUGCGAUAAGUUGUUUUGCCAAACAUUUUUUUGGGAAAUGAUAAUUUGGGAAACAUAGUUUGGGAUGUGAUACUUUGGGAAACGUUUUUGGCCCAUUCAUUAGUAAACCCAAAUGUAUCAUUAAGCAUAACUUGCAUGUCCCAAAAUAUUGCAUGGCAUACAAUUUACAUAGGUACUAAUAGAGAGGAGGCUGCGGAAUUUGCUAAAGGUUUCUUUGGGAAAUGAAACUAUUGCGAUAAGUUUGUUGGGAAGUGAAAUUUGGCGAAACGUAUUUGGCCCAAACGAAAGUACACCAUUCUAGAUAUCUUGCCAGGCAUCCACUCAAUUUCAUGUCUCUCUAAUUGGACGCUUUUUUCCAUAGUUCUCUGCGAAUAGCAUCUUGUGGGCAUCUGAAUGGAAAGUAAUGUAAAAUGGCAAUACCAAAUUUGAUUAUUAAUUUGAAAUAACUAGGUACUUUUUUUAUAGCUCCAUCUCAUGAAAUAAAAAAGGAAAAUACAAAUCUGUAAGAAGGAAUUUAUUUAUAAUUAUAUAUAAAAUACCUAAACCAAACACAAGUUAAUAAAAUAGUCUACUUCAUUUGGCAUAACACCAUCCCUAUUAUCCUCGCAAUUUAAAAAGUCGUAUGUUGUUAUGAGAGUCGUAUGCAGUUGUUACGUUUUAGCUUAGCACGGUAGUAUUGAAAACAAAUCGUCAUGUUUUUUCCAAAUUUUACUGAAGUUAUCUGUUUACUACAAGUGAAAAGUGAUUCCACUGUCCUUGGUAUGAACUAAAAUAACUUCUGCAGCACUUCACGACACAUGAAUAUAUUUUUAAUUACAAAAAACGUUGUUUUUAUAAAUCAAUUUAGCCAUUUGUCACUGACUGUCAUCUCGGUCGCGUACUGAGAUUGCCAAUCGAGCAGUUUGUAAGUACCGCCUAUCGCGGGGUAGUUUGCGUUGGGUCAUAAUUGAGCGGACAGAAUACUUCCAUGUAUAUCAUUUCGCUGAUUGCGCGUGUGAUGCGAACUCAUCAACCAAUCGCGUUGUAGCGGUGUCACACCGCUGUGCUGGCCCUAUUCAUGCACCAUUAGUACAGUCAUUAUAUCCAAAAAACCGACCCUACCCGUGAAUAAUUAGUUCUUGGAUUUUUUUUUCGUAGGUCCCUCGGGGAGGUCACUGGGAGUGUAAAUUCAAAAAGUAGGCUUAAUCAGGCUCCUGCGUAUAUUCGAAAAAUGGUUUUUUUCCAAAGAAACGGUUUUUCUUCAAUAACUCGGCCAUUUUUGAUUUUACAGUAAAACCGUAAGGACAAAAACUGUAGGAAAUUUGAUUCUCUACAAGUUAGUCCAGUCAUUAUAUCCAAAAAACCGACCCUUCCCAUGAAUAAUCAGUUCUUGGAUUUUUUUUUCGUACGUCCCUCGGGGGAAUCACUGGGAGUGUAAAUUCAAAAAGUAGACUGAAUCAGGGUCCUGUGUAUAUUCGAAAAACGGUUUUUCUUGAAUAACUCGGUCAUUUUUGAUUUUACAGUAAAACCGUGAGGACAAAAAUUGUUCAGAAUUUGAUUCUCUACAACUUCGUUUCCCUUCAUUUAUGCCGUAAAGCGUGGAACAUAGGAGAUAAUGAUAAUAUUUUGAAUUUGUCGCGUUUUUCAGGUUUAAUUUCUAAAAUAUCGAUUUUGGGGGAAAGAAGGUGGGAACCAAAAUUGUUCAGAAUUUGAUUCUCUACAAGUUUAGUCCUCUUCAUUUAUGUCGUAAAGUUGAAAAUAAACGAGAUGUUGAAAAUAUUUUGAAUUUGUCGCUUUUUUCAAAUUUUAUUACCAAACUAUCGAUCCUAGAAGAAAAAUUGUGAGGACCAAACUUGUAGAGAAUCAAAUUUUCUAAAAUUUUUGUCCUCGCGGUUUUACUGUAAAAUCAAAAAUGACCGAGUUAUUCAAGAAAAACCGGUUUUGGAAUAUACACAGGACCCUGAUUCAGUCUACUUUUUGAAUUUACACUCCCAGUGAUUCCCCCGAGGGACGUACAAAAAAAAAAUCCAAGAACUGAUUAUUGACAGGAAGGGUCGGUUUUUUGGAUAUAAUGACUGGACUAACUUGUAGAGAAUCAAAUUUCCUACAAUUUUUGUCCUUACGGUUUUACUGUAAAAUCAAAAAUGGCCGAGUUAUUGAAGAAAAACCGUUUUUUUGGAAAAAAAACAUUUUUUGAAUAUACGCAGGAGCCUGAUUAAGCCUACUUUUGAAUUUACACUCCUAGUGACACCCCCGAGGGACCUACGAAAAAAAAACCCAAGAACUAAUUAUUCACGGGUCAAAAUCUAUAAUGACUGUACUACAUUCUUAUUGCUUGUAAUUGUAAGGCCAGUCCUGAGAUAUAAUACGUCAAUGAUUGCUAAUAAUUUUUAAGAUUGUUUUUUUUAUUGGUUCACGAAAAAUUACAUAAUACUCGUAAGCAGGUAUGUAGGUAUUAUGAUUAAACAUUAUCAUAUCUAGUCAUUUUUUUAAAUAAAUAAUAUUAUAAAUUAAGAAAUCCGUCCAAAGUAGAUUUUUUUUUUUUUAUUAAUCAUGAUUGAAAAUCAAAUUAUCAAAUGUGAAGCAUGACCAAAAUGGAUAAUAAAUUAUAAUAUAUAGUACAAAAUUAUGUAUAAGGCUGAGAUUUAUCAAUACCUGAGCUGAAAUGUAUAAAAUGUAUAUAUUUAUAGAAAUUGUUUUGCACUUAUAAUAGUUUGGCCAUGAAUCUAGUAAUGUUUCUUCACUUUUACCACUUAUAGGUGUUUCAACAUUGCCUGAUUAAUUCAUUCAGACUAAUGUUAAAGAAAUAUCAAACUGAAAUGUUAUUUAUAAACACAACACAAUUUGUUAGCAGUCUCGGCCUAACAAAAAUGGAACUCUGUAAGUAUACGAAUCUUAUCUUUACUAGUUGUAUAAUAGAUACUAAGUACAGAUAUGCAGUUAACGGAAAGUUUCCAAAAAGUUGGAAAAGUUUUCGAAAAUUUCAGGAAAAUUUGACAGGAAGCAAAGGAAACUUUCAUUUUGGGAAUAGAAAAUUAUGACUCCCAUACAAAAAAUACUUGUAGAGGUUUCCGAAAUAUUUCCAUCUGGAAAUUACGCAAUAUUAGAAACGUUCUGACGUAAUAAUUAGUAUCUCUAAACUUCGUUAAACAUACCUUUAUUCUAAGCUCAGUAUUUUAAACCAGAAUAUUGUAUUAGAAGCAAAAAAAGAAAGCCUGACCAGUAGUAAUAUAUGAUCAUUGAUCAUUGUCAAGAGGGCGCUGUUAUUCGCAUGUUGUAUAGUGUAACAGUUCAGUAUAGUAUGGAAAAAUUAGUUCCAGUGAAAUUCCGCAACAUGGCGCGUGAUAUAUUCCUGGUCAGGCUUUAUUUAUUUGUCAGGCAAAGUUGUGUUUUAUAUUAUUAGAAGUUAGAAUAUCUUCCAAUUGUGUUACUGAAUAAAAUAACGUUUUCAGUCAA